AUGACCAAAGGCUUGGCCAGAGAUGCUCCCUUGUCUGGUGCUUCACACGUUUUGCUGAUUGAAUUUGAGAGUGCUGCAAAAGAGCUCAAGAAUGAAAACUUUGAAGCUAAACUUGGCAAGGUUGAUGCAUCAGAAGAAAAGGAUCUUGUAAAGGAAUUCAAUAUUCAUCAGUAUCCUACUUUGAAAUUUUUCAUGAAAGGAGACAGGAAGAAUCCUCUGAACUGCACAGGAGUAAGAACAUAUUCUUCCAUUAUCACCUGGUUAAAGAGAAGGAUUGGUGCUAGUGCCUUACGACUGACAAGUAUAACUCAGAUUAAAACUUUUAUUGAGUCUGAAGAUGUGGUGGUUGUAGGUUUCUUUAAGGAUCUAAAAGGUAAUGACACUCAAACUUUUUAUGAGACUGCACAAGAUAUUCCUGAUCUCCCAUUUGGCAUCACAAACAACGCAAAACAUUUUGUUAAGUAUGGCGUCACCAGGGAUACCGUCAUUCUGUUCAGAAAGUUUGAAGAAAAACGUGUUGACUAUGAAAUCACUGAUGAAAAUAGGUUGGAGAAAAACAUUCUUACAAAAUUCAUCAAAGUCAAUGAACUGCAUUUAGUCACAGAAUAUAAUCAAGUGUCUUCCAUGAAAACCUUUGAUGUUGACAUCGACAGUCACCUUCUGCUCUUUGCAGACAAGACCUCAAAGGAGUUUAAUGAGAUGCACGAAAGCUUUAAAGCUGCAGCUGUUCACUUCAAGGGCCAGAUAAUCUUUAUUUUCGUUGACACUAAUGAAAGUAGGAAUGGCCGCAUCAGAGAGUUUUUCCAGAUUCGGGACUUGGACAUACCUGCUGUUCGAAUGAUUAAUGUAACAGAAACUGUGAGAUACAGAAUGCAAGCCGAUAAAGUCACCACCGAAGCUGUGGAAACAUUCUGCCAGGCUUAUCUUGAUGGGAAAGAAAAGCCUCAACAGCCCAGUGAAGAACUUCCAGAAGAUUGGAACAAGAAUCCUGUUAAAGUUCUAGUGGGAACAAAUUUUGAAGAAGUUGUGUUUAAUAACACAAAGGAUGUGUUUGUGUUGUUUUGUGCUCCAUGGUCUCAGAGAUGCAAGGAUAUUUAUUCUAUAUGGGAUCAGCUGGGGAAGAAAUACAAGAAUUCUGAGACUUUUGUUAUUGCUAAGAUAGACAUUACAGCGAAUGAAGUUGAUUCUGUUGUCAUAGUUGAGGAGUAUCCGAGUUUCAAGUAUUUUCCUGCUGAUUCAAAGCGAAAGAUUGUCCACUACACUGGAGCUCACACUCUGGAAGCUUUACUUCAAUUUCUGGACAAGCAAGAAGAAUUAAAGCUCCAGGAGACCGGGAGCAGUACAGAGGCCACCGGCCCCCAGUUCAGGGAGAACGGGAGCAGCACACUGUCCAACACACCCCAGCUUCGGGAGAACGGGAGCAGCACAGUGUCCAACACACCUCAGCUUCGGGAGAACAGGAGCAGCACAGAGUCCAACACACCCCAGCUUUGGGAGAACGGGAGCAGCACAGUGUCCAACACACCCCAGCUUCAGGAGAACGGGAGCAGCACAGAGUCCAACACACCCAGCUUCGGGAGAACGGGAGCAGCACAGAGUCCAACACACCCCAGCUCCAAGAAGUGGAGGUUGCAGAACAAUCAGAGACAGAUAUCGAAGUAG
This is a messenger RNA of Pristis pectinata (smalltooth sawfish), 1662 nucleotides long. Its product is annotated as protein disulfide-isomerase-like. Lineage: Eukaryota; Metazoa; Chordata; Chondrichthyes; Rhinopristiformes; Pristidae. The record is from RefSeq and is a predicted model, not a curated record. Gene Ontology annotation, molecular function: protein disulfide isomerase activity. Gene Ontology annotation, biological process: protein folding; response to endoplasmic reticulum stress. The coding region runs from base 1 to 1662 and encodes 553 amino acids. Gene Ontology annotation, cellular component: endoplasmic reticulum. The transcript is spliced from 11 exons.